AUGAAUGAUCUUCCGGGAUCUACUCUACCAAAAUUUUCCAGCAAUGACUCGGACAAUUUGAAACUCGGGGUGGAUUUUAUUGGCAUCAACCACUACACAAGCUUUUAUGUUGGAGAUUGCUGUAUUCCUCCUGCGAACCCUCACCUGGAAGUACCAGGACAGAAGGUUUCAUUAGACAAACCAACUUUAAAGAUGGCAUCCCCAUUGGAGAACUUGCAAGACACUUAUUGUGUUGGGGAGGGCGGUGGAAGAUAUCGAUUUGCUGACUUGGAUUUGAUCGAGUUCCAGGUUACCGUGAGGUUACCAACCCUAACUCCACUUUUGAUGAAUCCCUUAAAUGAUGUCAAGAGAGUCGAGUACUUGAGGGACUAUUUGGAUUAUCUGUCAAGAGCCAUGAGGAAAGGAGCUGAUGUGAGGGGUUACUUUGUUUGGACCUUGCUCGAUGCCUAUGAGUGGCUACAUGGAUUCACCAAAAGAUUCGGACCUCGUCAUGUUGACCACACCACAUUGAAAGUUGAAACACACUCCUAA
Coffea arabica (coffee) is the source of this 531-nucleotide messenger RNA. Lineage: Eukaryota; Viridiplantae; Streptophyta; Magnoliopsida; Gentianales; Rubiaceae. The record is from RefSeq and is a predicted model, not a curated record.